AAUUUGUGAGUAACAUUCUGUUUCAUUAACAACAAUAAUUAGAAAUAUAAAUAACUAGUAACAUGGAAUGACGCUGUUGAAUGGAUCAUGUUGAAUAAAUCCAGUUGUGCUUAGUGAUGCAAAGAAUAGGCAACAUGCCAACAGCACUACAAAACCACAGAAGAUCCAACCCAUACUGUUUGCAGCCAGAUUACAAGAUACAUGAGUUUAACAAACGACUACAGCAACACACAGAGAAAGCUGAGCAAGUUUGGUGGGAUGAGUUAAUAAAUGAGUAUUUUGAAGACGAUGCUACCCUUACUAUCCAGUAUAAAGAUGGUAGCCACCAAAGAAGAUAUACUGUUCAUCGACGUCUGAUUCCACGAUAUUUUCGUUCUUUAUACACUGGUGGUGUUUCAAAAGUUUAUUUUCUUGUGUUUGACAGUAAAGAGAAUUAUAUGAACACCACAGUUACGUUAGACUGUAAACAGGCUUCUAUGGUGACACACUACACGAAGCCAACAGAUACAAAGGUCCACACAAAUGGCCAUCUUUCAAUAGAAUUUUCAUUUGAUGAUUUUAUGCGUAUUCGAAAUUGGAAGUUUCAAAUUAAAGAAAAUGCUGAAUUAAUUCCAAAAUCCGCCCUGUUAGAAUGCAAAGGCGAUCAAACGAAACUGGACGCACUUUCUAAUAACAUAACUGAGUCUGGAUUGUCGUCUGCAACUUUGGAAUAUCUGAGGAUGGGAGUGAUACUAGAGCCAAUGCAAGAACUGAUGUCACGCCAUAAGUCCAGUGGGAUAAGCCCGAAAGAUGCUUUGAAAACCGUUUUAUAUGAGAAGUGGCAAGCACACCUGAUGACGCAAGAUUACGAACAGAGAGCGAGAAUGUGGUCAAAUCGGGGUAGAGGACAAGCACCCAAAAAGCGCAAGCCACGAAAAACUCCCUCCUUGUCAGAUACGAAACCGACUAAGAAGAAAUCUCCUUCCACAUCUUCCUUCCCUCCGUCUACAACAUCUGACGUUAUGUUGGUAGAUGAACCCAUGUUGAUGGGAGGGAAAUUUGGUGACGAAGAUGAGAGAGUGAUCACAAGACUUUCUCUUAAUGGUAGGUUGGAAAACACUCGAUUCACUGGUAAUAACGGUACCACCACUGAGGAUGGUGAUGAUGCUUUCGCUUCGAAUGGUAGCAACGAACAACCUGUUUCAAAUUCUACACUACCGUGGAAAAGUGAUAAGCCACCUGCAAAGGAUGAUCAGAAAUAAAACGAAAAAUAACUUUUCUAAAAGAAGAUGAAUUUUAGAAUUUAUUUAUUGUUUUUUUAUUAUUAUUUUGUCAAUUUCUUGUACAUAUUCAAAUUUUUAAUUUUCCCUCUUACUUAUACUAUUUCUCUCAAGGAUUUGCUUUCUAUUUUCAUGAAUGGAUUGAAUUUUCUGCUUAACAAUUGAGAACUGUUUUUUAGAAAACCAGUUGCGGUAAUCACCUUUUCAAUCAACUUUUUCGUUUUAAUUUACUUAAACAUGUAUUAGUGGCGUCAAAAUAUGUGUAUAUAUCUAGCAUGUAUUGAAUGUCGUCAGAGUGUGUGUAUAUAUAGAAUUAAUUACACGUCUAAAGUA
Hydractinia symbiolongicarpus is the source of this 1592-nucleotide messenger RNA. Its product is annotated as LIM domain-binding protein 2-like. The record is from RefSeq and is a predicted model, not a curated record. Bases 117 to 1241 code for a protein of 374 amino acids. The transcript is spliced from 10 exons. Lineage: Eukaryota; Metazoa; Cnidaria; Hydrozoa; Anthoathecata; Hydractiniidae. Gene Ontology annotation, biological process: nervous system development; negative regulation of transcription by RNA polymerase II; positive regulation of transcription by RNA polymerase II. Gene Ontology annotation, cellular component: nucleus; transcription regulator complex. Gene Ontology annotation, molecular function: LIM domain binding.